AAAGUUUGGCUCCUGUGCUGCGGAGGGAGGGGGCGGCCCGGCCCGGCCCAGCUCUGCCCCCGGCCGGCCCGACCCCGGCCCCGGCCCCCGGACAAGUCCUUAUCUGAUCCUAGCUCCGGGUUUAAGAGUCCUGGCCCAGCCCGUCGCACGGCUCCGCUCUUCACUCCUGCCCUCCCCGUGUCCGUCCAUCUGUCCCGCUGCCCCGCAGCCCAUCCGAGGGACCACUCCACUUUCAACCCAAGAUUCUUCUCUUGCCUGACUGGUCAGUGCUACUGUCCAGGCUGAAGCCAAGCUGUCCAGGACAGUACUGAGGCCCUGGAAGGGGCAGAGAGAAGUCCUAACACAAGAGAAGUCCUAACAUAAGAAGUCCUAACAAGGGACAACAGUGAGAUGAAACUGCAGAAAGAUUGGACAGAGAUGACAUCAGUUGCCAAGGUGUAUUACAGCCAGACCACUCAGACAGAAAGCCGGCCCCUAGUGGGCCCACCGAUACGACGGCGGAGAGUCCUCACGAAAGAUGGCCGCAGCAAUGUGAGAAUGGAACACAUUGCUGACAAGCGCUUCCUCUACCUCAAGGACUUAUGGACAACCUUUAUCGACAUGCAGUGGCGCUACAAGCUCCUGCUCUUCUCUGCAACCUUUGCAGGCACCUGGUUCCUCUUUGGUGUUGUGUGGUAUCUGGUGGCUGUGGCCCAUGGGGACCUGCUGGAGCUGGGCCCCCCUGCCAACCACACCCCUUGUGUGGUACAGGUGCACACACUCACUGGAGCCUUCCUCUUCUCCCUUGAAUCCCAGACCACUAUUGGCUAUGGCUUCCGCUACAUCAGUGAGGAGUGCCCACUGGCCAUCGUGCUUCUUAUUGCCCAGCUGGUGCUCACCACCAUCUUGGAAAUCUUUAUCACAGGUACUUUCCUGGCAAAGAUUGCCCGGCCUAAGAAGCGUGCGGAGACCAUCCGUUUCAGCCAGCAUGCAGUUGUAGCCUCACACAAUGGGAAGCCCUGCCUUAUGAUCCGGGUUGCCAAUAUGCGUAAGAGCCUUCUCAUUGGCUGCCAGGUGACAGGAAAACUGCUUCAGACUCAUCAAACGAAGGAGGGUGAGAACAUUCGGCUCAAUCAAGUCAAUGUUACUUUCCAAGUAGACACAGCCUCGGACAGUCCCUUCCUCAUUCUGCCCCUUACCUUCUACCAUGUGGUAGAUGAGACCAGUCCCUUGAAAGAUCUCCCCCUUCGCAGUGGUGAAGGUGACUUUGAGCUGGUGCUGAUCCUAAGUGGUACAGUGGAGUCCACAAGUGCCACCUGCCAGGUGCGCACUUCCUACCUGCCGGAGGAGAUCCUUUGGGGCUAUGAAUUCACACCUGCCAUCUCACUGUCGGCCAGUGGCAAAUACAUAGCUGACUUCAGCCUUUUUGACCAGGUUGUGAAAGUGGCCUCUCCUAGUGGCCUCCGUGACAGCGCUGUACGCUAUGGAGAUCCUGAAAAGCUCAAGUUGGAGGAGUCAUUAAGGGAGCAAGCUGAGAAGGAGGGCAGUGCCCUAAGUGUGCGCAUCAGCAAUGUCUGAGGGCCUGUUUCCACCUUCCCAGCCCUCUGGCCUCUUUUCCUCUCUUUUGAAGCCCUGGGCAAGGGAUACUACCUGGGGUCACUGGAGAGUUCCAGAAGCAUCCAUCCUCCAUUCUCCCUUCUUUAACCCAGAGGCCUUUGGAAGUCUGAACCAACUGGAGUUCAAGUUUUCCUCCCUUUGUCUCCCCCACCUCCCCCUGCUUCUACCCCAAUGCACACAACUCCCUUAUGCCAGGAUGGGUGAAGGAGAGGGAAGAUUCGGCUGGAGUGGCUUAAAAGGCCUCAGCCAUGCUUGGAGACUUACUUUAGAAGGAACAUGUGGUUGGAUGGAUAGACUGUGCCUUCCUUCUGCCACCACAAGUGUUUGGUGACUCUCCAUCUCCAUUUCUAUGUAGCCAGUUCCUUAAGGAAAGGUUUUCUCUAAUGGUCACCUUGUAGUCUGUGCUCAGAAAUACAGGAACCUGAAAUCAGUAUAUCUUGGGGAUUCUACCAACCCUUGUUGAAAGCAACUAAAAUUUUUCAUGAUGUAUCUAAUUUUUCUUGGUAACUUCUGGUCAUAACCUGGGUCCUUGGAUACUACCAUUUCCCCUUUUCUAUUCUCAAGUGGACAUUCUCAGGAUAACCAGUUCUCUCAUAGCUUCUGUCCCCCAGAGAAUCAGUAUUAACUGGAGAAACAUAUAGUCAUGACCUACAUACUUGCACCCAUUCUGGAUUCUAAAUCUUCAGUUUUGGAGCUGUUGUCCAAAACUUUGAACGCAUCCUCCAGGCAGCCCUGGGAAAAUUUGUUUCCCUGUGUUCUCUGAAUGGGAGGAUCCUCGCCAGUAUGUUCCCUCAAAUAAGUCCAGUGCCCAAGCCUCAUGAAAAGGUCUGAAAAUGAUACUUCAGAUUGCACUGUACCUGGCUUCUCUUCUUCCUUUCCUAUUUAGCCCAGACUCCUCUUCCUUUAACCCCAACCCUUUAGAGAAAGGAAGAGAAAUGUGAGGACUUCCUUCUCUUAACACAGAUGCUCAACUAAAAGUAGAUCCUCAGGGUAUAGAUUCCCCAGGAAAGUUAAGCCAACCACAUGGGAUGGGCAACUUCUCCGAUUUCUAGACUGCUCUACAGAGCCUCUGGGUAUUGGUGAUGCUUUUGUUAAGGUUUGUGCAGAAGCAGAAUUCUCUGGCUAGCAACCACUAUUUUGUUACACCUCCUGGUAUCUUUCUGAAAAAUGACAGUUAUUUCACCAGGCAGUACUGGGAGGGGAGGAAAUUAUACCUCCAGAUCAAAUACCCAUGAUCUCCUUUAGCUACUCUGAGAUUUGGUAUAAAAUCAUGAAAAUCAGUAUAAUUUCUACUCUCCUCUACCAUGGGGCCUGUUUCAGGCAAGUUAAAAAGCCUCUUUAGGAGAUGAUUCAGGCAAUCCCUUGUUCCCUAGUGGGGAGUAUGGCAAACGUCCUGGAAGGGCAUAUAGACACCAAAAUUUCUGUAAUGUCCCAAAUCCUAUGCAUGUUUUCUGGUUUCAUUUAUGUAUGAAGGAACCCCUUCAAAGUUGUUUGGCAUAGAAUCCCUGUAUGAAUCAAGUGGCAGUUUAUUUAAGAUGAACUUGACCAACUGUUAUAAGCCACACACUUAUACCAAGUGUAUACAUGCUUCUCUGUGCAGAUUUCUCCUUGCAGAAAAUCUCACUCAGUUUCAAGGCUGGACCUAUUCAACUGGCAUAUUCCUCUCAUACUGAUCUCUCCUUGAACUCAACUAACUUUAUCUUGAAAAUGAAGACCCUUGAGUCUCCACUUACUGUAAACCACACCAUUACUCUCCAGCCCUCAUAUAAACAAGAACCAGAAAAACUUGAAAAUCUGAAACAAAGAACAGAAGGCAAGGAGCCAGCUUCUGUGCUCUCAACAUUAUUCAACAUUAAACUUAUCUGAUUUCUUUCAACAUAUAAGGACAAAAUGUACUGCAGUGUGUGUGUGUGUGUGUGUUCUUAUCUAUUUGUUCCCCAACUGGUUUCUUCUGUGCACUGCUGCUUUCCUUCUGAAGGAAGUAUUCUCUUCCUGUUCCCCUGCUGUCUUAUUCUGAGCCCCACUCUGGCUCUCAGAUUCCUGGAUAACAAGGUGCAAAGAGAACAUUUUCUGAUUUAAUCUUUUUUGAACCUCCUCUGCUAUCCCAGGCUUUGCUUUAAGUUGCACUUUAAAUCAUACUGUCCUAUUAGUGUAAUCUGGCAUCUUCUUCGAUAAGCCCGUUCUUCCCCAACAAUUUAUCCCACCCUCAACCCUAAAUGGUUCUUUAGACUUCAGCCUGUCUCCUCUGUCCUGGAAUCCUCUUUCAAGGCUUUAGGAUAAUCUUUGGAAGUAGCUGGGUGUGGUGAGAAAUGGGCCCCAUCUCCAUCAGCCAUAAACUUGGAAUGUCAGCAUAAUAGCCAUAAAUGUUAAGGGGGAGAUUUCAGAAGGUGGGUAAAAAACAACUGAUGGGAAAGGAUACUCAGGGUGUGAAGAUAAGAAAGAAUGGGGCUGAAGGACUUGGUGAAAUCAAUGAGACCCUUGAGACUUUCUUGGGAUGGCAAACAAGGGAUGGGUAGAGUCUUGGGGAAUUAGGAUAUGAUACAUAUGAAAGGUUUAUCUAAGGAGAAAAAAAGAGAUAAUAUAUACAGAGAGAUAUGUAUAAAGAUGUAUAUAUGCCCAAAUAUACAGAAUGUACAGAAACUAAGUAUUCAGAGAACUUAGAAAAGGGGGCAGAUAUUUUGCCUUGAUUGUGGAGUAUGACACCCAAAAUUUUAGACUUACAGUGACCCUGGUUUCAACAUGGAAAUAAGAUGGUUGAUGGAUUUCAGAUUUGGUGCUGAGAAACAGAGAUGAAAGCUUCUUUUCAGAAAUAAGGAGGCAGACAUUGAUGGUUUUGAUGAGCUCUUGCUACUGAUAGGACCAGGAAGAGGGGGGAUAGAAGGAAAUGGGUGGGGGAGAUACUCUAUCCAUGCAAAUCUAGGAAAAUCUACUACUUAAACUAUGUACCCCCAUCCCUAGCAGAAUUCUGCUAUUGUAGCACCUUUUUAAAUAAUGAAUAAACAAAUAAAUAACGCACACAGGC
Molecule: messenger RNA, 4618 nt
Organism: Ictidomys tridecemlineatus (thirteen-lined ground squirrel)
Lineage: Eukaryota; Metazoa; Chordata; Mammalia; Rodentia; Sciuridae
Gene: Kcnj10
Product: potassium inwardly rectifying channel subfamily J member 10
Biological process (GO): potassium ion import across plasma membrane; regulation of monoatomic ion transmembrane transport
Cellular component (GO): plasma membrane
Molecular function (GO): inward rectifier potassium channel activity
Source: RefSeq, a predicted model, not a curated record